This is a messenger RNA of Lytechinus variegatus (green sea urchin), 1624 nucleotides long. Its product is annotated as pleckstrin homology domain-containing family A member 8-like. Gene Ontology annotation, molecular function: ceramide 1-phosphate binding; ceramide 1-phosphate transfer activity. Lineage: Eukaryota; Metazoa; Echinodermata; Echinoidea; Temnopleuroida; Toxopneustidae. The record is from RefSeq and is a predicted model, not a curated record. Gene Ontology annotation, biological process: intermembrane lipid transfer; ceramide transport. The transcript has 9 exons. Bases 92 to 1255 code for a protein of 387 amino acids. Gene Ontology annotation, cellular component: cytosol; membrane; cytoplasm.
AUAAAUGGCGUCAUUUUAGAGAUAUUAUGUCGAUAUCCUCAAUUCAUAAUUUCGUCGACGAUAAGCUUUCUUUGAGGUUUUAGCCUAAAAUAUGGCCAAAAUAUCUAACCCGACCAAGGAGGCUCGUGCGAUAAUACACGACGAGUCGCACACUGACCAUGUGGGUUCGUCCAAAAUCAUCGUCACCUUCGUUCUCGGUACCAUCAUCGUAUCCAAUGUGAUCAUGGCCGCAUUCACUGUCAGGGUCGGUGUUUUGAUGGUCUUUGUGUGUGGAGUCGUAUUCACAUCGUGGAAUUUGGACGUUUUAGUAAACAAGCAAGACUUUAAUCAUGGCAGAAAACAAAUCAUCAAUAGUGACAUCGAUGACCACCUGACAACUAGCAAUGGCGAUAAAAAGGAGAAUGUGAUUAGCGGAGGGAAUCUUCAAAGCAUAAAUCUAACCAAUGUGGAACCUGGACAAAGAAUGGUGAUAUCUGAUAAAGUUCCAGGAUAUGUUGGAGACCCGAUCUAUCCGUUCGAGGAAGAAAACACUGGUGAAGAAAGUGAGAAUGAUGAUGAUGGAUCAAGAUCAGAUCAUGAUAAUGUGAUAACAAACAAUUCCUCUCAUCAAGAUAUAAAGACAUUCUUCACGGCAGUUCAGACAACGUUCAAAGACGUUCAAAUUUUACCAAACCGGUCUAUUCCGACGCUUGAAUUUCUUGAUGCCUGUCUCAAUGCAGUUCAGAUACUCAAAAAUAUGAGAAGAGCAAUAUUUGAUCGGGUGGAGGCUGAUGUACAAGGAAAUAUAAAGAAAAUUCGUGAUAACUACAAUAGUCAUCCAGAUGAAAGCUAUACUCUUCAGUCUAUGAUCUUACAUGAUGUAGAAGAGUUAGAAAUACUAAACAACGAUCCAGACUAUUAUGCAACAUCAACCAUUCUUGCCCUGAAAUGGCUCGUCAGAGCAUUUCGAUUUAUAUCAAGGUUCAUGAAAUAUAUCAUCGAGGGACGAGAUCAGAUUCAGAGCGCUAAUAAAGCCUAUGAUGAGACGCUAAAAAUGCAUCAUGGGUUUAUCGCCAGGGCGAUUUUUAAGACUGCAUUCUUGACACUUUCAACUCGACGUGACUUCCUGAAAGAAUUUGCAUUGAACGAGGCUGACUUCGCUAGACCCGAUUUUGAAGAAAAAGUCAUCGCAGAUUCCCGGGAUUAUUUCAUCGCCUUAGAUGAGAGAUUGGAAAUCAUCGAAAGAUUCUUUUUACAGCAUGAUAUAGAACUUUAAUCAUCUUGAAUAUUAUAUCGUCAUAUUAUUUUAUGCACUCUUUUUAUGCUGAAUAAACUGCUGCUUUUGAAGUAUAUGAUGCUCAUGUUUCAUAUGAUAUAUUCAUAUGAUGUUUAAAUUCAUAAUCAUUCACACGCGAUCAGUUGCCUACGAUGUGUUGUGAUUUUUUAUCAACAUAAAAAUGUGUUCUAAACUUGUAAUCUGUAUUCGUAAAUAUAGCCUGUAUACAAGAACAUUGAACUAACAUAUUUGAAAAGAGAAGGUAAAUACAGAUAGAUGGAAGAGUGGAACCGGGGAAUGGAUAGUACUUUCAACAUUGCUACUGCAUUUUAGUCUGAACAUAUUAGUCUAUUUGCAUUAAUGCAGAAA